GCUUUGUGGUCAAAGGUCAGAAAGUAUCCCUGGCUUUAAAUCCGCUUUGAAACGUACAAACGUUGAACGGAGAAGCGACUCCGAUGCAGAAUCCUAAUAUCCAUGUGAUGAAACAAGAGCCUAUACAUAGUUUUUUUUUUUUUAACUUAAAGGUAUCCCAGAAACAAGAGAUGGAGAAAGAUGAUCCCAAUGAUCAUGGUAACCUUGGGAAGGAGAUAUGUGUCAGCACUGUUGAAGGAUUAAAGUUGAGCUGGCAGAGGUGGUCGAAUGAUCACUCAGAGUACCAGAAACACAAUCCCUUCAGUACCAACAGGACAUUGAUGGUAAAAAUUCAGAAAGGAGAGGAGAGCUAUGGGAGACCUAAGGAAGGAUCUAAGACUGAGCAGAGAGGAAAGGAUGCCCACACCCAUAUUGGAAAAGAGGUGCAAGAACUUUGCUCCAUUAUCAAAAGCAUUGGAGAAAGCAGAGAGGAUGGUAAAACCGUGGUAGAGUUUGGGAAGCUAUUUGAGAAAUAUGUGACUAUUUCCAACAAAGUUGUUGGGGUCUUGCUGAGGGCUCGAAGACAGGGACUGGUUGCCUUCGAAGGAGAGAUGUUGUGGCAAGGAAGAGACGACUUUGUCCUCAUCACACUGCUUCAUUAAAGAGAGUCCAGGCUUGGGAAUGGGAAAGGAGAUAUCAUGUUUGAAGCUAAACUAACGUAUGAACAGAUUGUAUUCAAUCCUGGUAAUGUAAGUUUUGAUGUCAAUAAUAAAAUAUUUUCUUUUCACAAUUCUCAAUGGGAUAGAAGGACAUAAAAUAUCAUUUGGAGUGAAGCUCAGUGUUAAGUCCUCCUCUUUGAAAAACUUAAAAAAUCAAAACAGUUACAAAAUCUAGGUACUGUUUGGACACUAUAAUGUAGUUUUACAGUGAAGAUUUGCACCCCUUUCCUAAAUUUUAUGAGCCAAACAAUCUCACGAGUGACAUGUAUUAAUUAAUAUAAAUGUACUAAUUGCACUGAAAACACAAAUAUAUAGCCUUUAGUCACAACAAUAUAACCGUUUCUUAAACUUAACUUAAAAAUAUUUUAUUUUGAAAGUAAAAAUUUAGAACUUCCAUCCUAGUUUGAACACAAUAUAGUUCCUAGUUACUUAAGGGAAAAAUAAAGAAGUCUCACAGGGUUCACCAACUACUAUUGUGUAUGCAGCUCCUUCACAAAAGUAAAUGCUAUUCACACUCAGCAAUUGAAAAUAUUCUGUUGAAACAUUGUAAUUUAUAAUUGAAAUGCAAAAUUCAGAAGAACAAGGUUAUUGUUCUUUGUUCUUCCAGAUAAUGAUAACUGAAUAUUGGCACAUCCACAAGACACCAUGCAGUGCAAUUUACUUGUAAAUAUGAACUCAAUAUGUGAUACAUUAUCAAACUUUCAUGCAAGUUCAGAUGAGUUGAAAAUGAUCAAGCCUCUACUCAUUUGCACACAGAGAUACAUAUACUGUAGUUCUAUCCCCUUAACAUAUGCCGAAUUCCAAGUAUCUCGCAUCCAAUUUGGCCGAAUGAGUGCUACAGCCUAGAAGCAUCGAUUAAGAAUCCAAAUCUUUUAGUUACCAUCCGAGGUUGAGAUCACACUGUUAAAGGAAGCACUUGUCUUUAAAAAAUACAUCCACAAGGGCAAGUAUGUCUGUGGGGUGUGGUAUAAAAAUAAAAUAAAAUAUAUUCAUAUAUCUAAAAUAUAUAUAUGUAUUUUAUAAUUAUAAAUAUAUAAAAAUUGUGACUUUAAAACUGUAGUAUUAUAGAGGAAAAUCAUUGGCCAUUCCAUAUAGUUUUAUGAAUGUAAAAAAUGCAUAAUGAAAACUGCAUUUACUGGGAACUAUUAAUUGAAUCAAAUGGCUUUACAAAACAACAAUCCUUUGCAAUUAAAAACUCACAACAAUAAACUAUCUUACCUUUUAAGGGUCAGUACACUUCUCAAAGUUAUAGCAUGUUCUUUGGAAAGUAGUCACUUUACUUAAUAAUUUAUUUCUGAUGCAGUUGUACACUUUUCUUUAGUUUGAAAUUUAGAUUAUAAGCAAUUUAUUUAAAUGAGUGUAUUUGUGUGUUUUUGAAUAAUUUAGACAGAAAAAGAUUUCUAUAUAUUUCACUAAGGUAGUUGUGCAUAAUGGUUUAUGCUUGUUCUAGUGUGAUAUUAACAUAUAUUCCAUAUGUGGUUUUAUGUCCAGAUUAAAUACAUGCAAAUAAUUUAGAAAAAAUGAGUUUCAUUGUCAUGUGGAAAUAUUUUAUAGAGUCCCUAUUACCUAUUGAAAUUGUAACACUUUACAGUAACAGAAAGGUCUAUGGAGACAUACAGAAUCUGAGCUUUAGGGUAAUGCACUGUGGUUAUUCUUGCUGUUAUUGUUACCAUGGAAUUAGAUUUGUAUGAAAAUAAAAAUAUUGUAAUUACAAAAACAUA
This is a messenger RNA of Lepisosteus oculatus (spotted gar), 2419 nucleotides long. Its product is annotated as actin-binding Rho-activating protein. Gene Ontology annotation, cellular component: sarcomere. Gene Ontology annotation, molecular function: actin binding. Gene Ontology annotation, biological process: positive regulation of Rho protein signal transduction; positive regulation of transcription by RNA polymerase II. Lineage: Eukaryota; Metazoa; Chordata; Actinopteri; Semionotiformes; Lepisosteidae. The record is from RefSeq and is a predicted model, not a curated record.